Molecule: messenger RNA, 1837 nt
Organism: Conger conger (European conger)
Lineage: Eukaryota; Metazoa; Chordata; Actinopteri; Anguilliformes; Congridae
Product: grancalcin-like
Exons: 8
Coding region: 240-947 (235 amino acids)
Molecular function (GO): calcium ion binding
Source: RefSeq, a predicted model, not a curated record
UACACUUGUAUCUCACUGGAAGAAGACGAAGUGACCACUUCCCGUGAUAGCGUACCUAAGAGUACAAGCGUACAGAGAUAUAGGAAGUAGCAUUUUCCUGUAAAUGCAGAACGUUUCCCUGUAAAUACGAUAACGAUACACGCAAUCGGUUGAACACUGAACAGUCCGUAUUAACAAUCGUGAAACAUAGCUAAACUUAGCAUCUAGCCGACUUACAAGUUUGUCAAGUUGCCCGACAGAUGGCUUAUCCAGGAUAUGGAGCAUAUGGGGGACCCAUGACAGGCCAGGGAAUGCCAGGCCAAGGAAUGCCGGGCCAUGGAAUGCCAGGCCAGGGAAUGCCAGGCCAGGGAAUGCCGAUGUACGGCGGAAUGAUGGGAGGGCCCCAACCCGGAGGAUUUCCAGGACAAGGUGGUUUUCCGGGGACUUUUGCUCCUCCUCCUGUUAAUGAUCCCAUGUGGGGUUACUUCACAGCUAUUGCUGGGCAGGAUGGAGAAGUUGAUGCGGAGGAACUUCAAAGGUGUUUGACACAGAGUGGUUUCAGUGGCAGCUAUGCUCCAUUCAGUUUGGAGACUUGCAGAAUCAUGAUUGCUAUGCUCGAUAGGGAUAUGACAGGGAAGAUGGGAUUCAAUGAGUUUAAAGAGCUUUUCAUGGCUCUGAAUGGCUGGAAGCAGAAUUUCAUGAUGUUUGACCAGGACAGAAGUGGCACAGUGGAAGGCCAUGAGAUGGCACAGGCUAUUUCCUCCAUGGGUUACAGACUGAGCCCUCAGGCAGGGAAUGCAGUGGUGAAGCGCUACAGCAAGAACGGCAGGAUCUUUUUUGAUGAUUAUGUGGCGUGCUGCGUGAAGCUCCGCUCACUUACAGAUAACUUUAAGAGGAGAGACACCAUGCAACAAGGGACAGUAAACUUUCAGUAUGACGAUUUUAUCAUGUGUACAAUGGCAAUCUGAGUGACCCCACGGACUGUCCUCUGGAAAGCUAUCUACGAUGAAAGGUUUCUGAAAUGCAUGCCAUCGAGGGUAUUAGGACUACUAGAACUGAGGAUUUGAUGCAGCUGUGCUUUUGCUAAUCAUCGCCAAAAAAAUAAUAAUCUAUUGUGCUAUGCAAUGCAAGAAUAUCACUUAAAUGUAACUGCUUACGCAAAUCGCUACUAAGUGUGCUCAAUUGAUACCAUUGUAGUUUUUUUGUUAUCUGGUGCCAAUAUCACUUUUGUAUACAUAUUUUGAUAUCUGGAUUGCUUUUUUUAAACCUGUGUUUAUGCUCUGCUAGUGAACAAAUUGACUGAACACUUGGGAAAGAUUUUACACUUGCAUACAUUUUAAAGAUAUAUCUCUGACUACAUGCAGUCACACUUGACUUUAAAGCAGCUGUUCUCAGAUGAAUGUUUGCUUUUAUUGCCUGUGUAAUGGUGAAAAUGUAAAUGGUCAAUGCAUACAAGGCUCUGUGUUACUGUGUACCAGUGGUCUCAAACUGCAGAACACACAGUUUUGUGGUUUCCUUCCAGUCAACAGCUAAUUUCGGUUGCGACAACAUUAUGUAGACUCCAUUCAUCGAUGCAACCCAAAGUGGCUCCACCCAAAUCCAAAGGGAGUUUCAAUUUGGUUGAGAAACUGUUGUAGGGCUUUAAAAGGAGCUCAAAACGAUAGCGUAGCAGUGAUUUUGGUAUAAGGUUGAGUGCACCAUAUGGCAUAGAGAUGCGAGUCUUGAGAUCCCUGAUCUAUAUGAUCUGAGAAAAGCUUUCUGUACACCUCACCCUGUUCUGCUGCCAUGCACAGAGAUCUUCAAUCAGGGAAAAAAAAUGUUUUAUUCACAACAAAACAAUAAACUCCAGAUUAUUUUU